Messenger RNA from Nannospalax galili (Upper Galilee mountains blind mole rat), 5075 nucleotides. It is a transcript of the gene Bmpr1b, whose product is annotated as bone morphogenetic protein receptor type 1B. Gene Ontology annotation, cellular component: signaling receptor complex; plasma membrane. The transcript has 11 exons. Gene Ontology annotation, molecular function: transforming growth factor beta receptor activity, type I; ATP binding; SMAD binding. Bases 455 to 1963 code for a protein of 502 amino acids. The record is from RefSeq and is a predicted model, not a curated record. NCBI's taxonomy places the organism in Eukaryota, Metazoa, Chordata, Mammalia, Rodentia, Spalacidae. Gene Ontology annotation, biological process: BMP signaling pathway; dorsal/ventral pattern formation; cellular response to growth factor stimulus.
CAACUUGUAAAGCUGUACUUACUAGAUAGAGUCAGAAUGUGGAAACUGGAAGCGUGGGCAACAUAGGGUUUGAAUAAAUAAAAGUUCACUGACCAGCACACUGAAAUAAAAUAGGUGCUACCUUUGGGGAUAGAGAGAACCUGGAGUGACAGGAAGAAUAGUCUUCUCAAUACAAGAUGCCAAAGACAAGAAUUUAGGAGAGUCUCUUGUCCUGGGGACUCACUGACUUCUAUGAGCCAUGCCUCCUUUUCAGCAUUAAAAUAAUAUUAACAUCUCCAGCUAUACAUUAAGCUGGUAUAUUUCUGUUAUCACAUGUAGUACAUUACACGGGGUUCCAUGAGCACAAUAGUGUGUUCACAUGCUUAGCUCAGAUUGUCACUGAAAGCAACAGUGCCGAAGGAGACAUCACUUUCUACGUACUUCAUAGAACACUCCUGAGAAGUUCCUUGAUAACAUGCUUUUGCGAAGCUCAGGAAAAUUAAAUGUGGGCACCAAGAAAGAGGAUGGCGAGAAUACAGCCCCCACCCCACGCCCCAAAAUCCUGCGCUGUAAAUGCCACCACCACUGUCCAGAAGACUCCGUCAACAAUAUCUGCAGCACAGAUGGAUACUGUUUCACGAUGGUAGAAGAGGAUGAUUCUGGAAUGCCUGUUGUUACCUCUGGAUGUCUAGGACUAGAAGGGUCAGAUUUUCAAUGUCGGGACACUCCCAUUCCUCAUCAAAGAAGAUCCAUCGAAUGCUGCACAGAAAGGAAUGAGUGUAACAAAGACCUGCACCCCACCCUGCCUCCCCUGAAAAACAGAGAUUUUGUUGAUGGGGCUAUACACCACAAGGCCUUACUUAUAUCUGUGACUGUCUGUAGUUUACUCUUGGUCCUUAUCAUUGUGUUCUGUUACUUCAGGUAUAAGAGACAAGAAGCCAGACCUCGGUACAGCAUUGGGCUGGAGCAGGAUGAAACUUACAUUCCUCCUGGAGAGUCGCUGAGAGACUUAAUAGAGCAGUCUCAGAGCUCAGGAAGCGGAUCAGGCCUCCCUCUGCUGGUCCAGAGGACGAUAGCUAAGCAAAUUCAGAUGGUAAAGCAGAUUGGAAAAGGUCGCUAUGGGGAAGUUUGGAUGGGAAGGUGGCGUGGCGAGAAGGUAGCUGUGAAAGUGUUCUUCACCACGGAGGAAGCCAGCUGGUUCAGAGAGACUGAGAUCUAUCAGACAGUCUUGAUGAGGCAUGAAAACAUUCUUGGGUUCAUUGCUGCAGAUAUCAAAGGGACUGGAUCCUGGACCCAGUUAUACCUCAUCACAGACUAUCAUGAAAAUGGCUCCCUUUAUGACUAUCUGAAGUCCACCACCCUAGAUGCAAAAUCCAUGCUGAAGUUAGCCUACUCCUCCGUCAGUGGCCUGUGCCACUUGCACACCGAAAUCUUUAGUACUCAAGGCAAACCAGCAAUUGCCCAUCGGGAUCUGAAAAGUAAGAACAUCCUGGUGAAGAAAAAUGGGACUUGCUGUAUAGCAGACCUGGGCUUGGCUGUUAAAUUUAUUAGUGAUACAAAUGAAGUUGACAUCCCACCCAACACUCGAGUUGGCACCAAGCGCUAUAUGCCUCCUGAAGUGCUGGACGAGAGCUUAAAUAGGAAUCAUUUCCAGUCCUACAUCAUGGCCGACAUGUACAGUUUUGGGCUCAUCCUCUGGGAGAUUGCAAGGAGAUGUGUUUCAGGAGGUAUAGUGGAAGAAUACCAGCUUCCCUAUCAUGACCUGGUGCCCAGUGACCCCUCUUAUGAAGACAUGAGAGAAAUUGUGUGCAUCAAAAAGUUACGACCCUCAUUCCCCAACCGAUGGAGUAGUGAUGAGUGUCUCAGGCAGAUGGGGAAGCUCAUGACAGAGUGUUGGGCUCAUAAUCCUGCCUCCAGGCUGACGGCCCUGCGUGUUAAGAAAACACUUGCCAAAAUGUCAGAGUCUCAGGACAUUAAGCUCUGACGUAGGAUACUCUUCUGCUUGUGGGCAGAGUGAGAGAUCUUACAGAAGCAUCUGCAGUCCAAGCCUUGAACAUCUUCCUAUUGCCCCAUGAGUUCAGACCUCCCCUCUUGGGGAGCAAGCUGGACAGGCAGAGAGGGUUCCAGAAGCACAGAUGAAUCUUGGCUUUCUGAGGAGGGAGAAACUGUUGGGUAAUUUGUUCAAGAUACAAUGCAUGUUGCUUUCUAAGAAAGCCCUAUAUUUUGGGAUUGCCAUUUUCAGAAAAAAAAAGAUGCUUUAAUUUUGCCAAAAUAAAACAAAUGUAGAAGUUUUAAGGUUUAUACAAUUAUAAUUUAAAUUAUAACAAAAUUCUUCCCAGAACUUAACUGAAAGUUAAAACGUUUUCCAUUGGCAAAAUACUCUUGCACUAUACAGACCAAAACAGUCUGUGAACAUAAAUUAGAAAUCUACUUAUAGGCUUUGUUCUCCUGCCUCAGGCUUCUCAGACCAUUUGGCCAGCCCUGCUCUGGGCAUGGCUCUUGCAGUGUGAAUGCACAUGCAUACAGGGUCCACCUGCCUGGAAUUCCUAAAGGUGGCCCUCAAACAGCUUCAGAAGCUUUGGAACAAAUGACUCUAAUAGAAGUAUGUGGUCUGUUCUGCAGAACCACUCCUGUUCUGGUUGCAUUGGGCAGUUCUUUCAGGUCACCCCCCCCACUUUUUUUUAAAGCAAACUUUUUUCAUGUGCAGAGAACUAACAUAGGCGUGCUUCUGUUCUCUCAAAUCAGAAGAUCGAUAUUAAAUAAAGCUGCCAGAGUUGUGUUAAAGACAAGGUACUUUAAAAUAGAAAUAAUUUGCUCUUGUGUUGUAAGAAAAACAUGUCGAUAAGGUAGGGGCAGAGGUCGAAGGUGUAGAUGGCUUGCUUCUUGUCUGUGCAUAAGAGCCAAUAUCAGAUGCACAAGGAAAGAAGCCUGGACGUCUUAUUUUGUAUAGUUUUUCUUUUUGUUGUUGUUUGUCUUUUUUUAAUCUCUGAAUUAAGGGAUAAAGGGGAAGUAUCUGUCUGGUUAACUUCACUAAAUUUUAAUUUAAAAAUAAACGUCAGAUGGAUGAACCGAGGAAAGUUAAUGAAAGCCACAAAACAUUAUGGCUGCUAUGAUCUAUUCUAGAAUAGAUUUGGAUCCAAUAUGGACCUAUCAAGUGAUUACUUCACACAGUAGGUACAUGGGAUCAUUUGUUCUCAUAUUGAUUUCACUAUUUAACUUAUUCUGCUUCUUCUUUGUGGCACUUGUAUAAAACAUCUCCAUUUAUUCAGUUCUGUGAGAUUUUAACUUUUGACUAUUUCAACAAAAUCACGAUAGGAUCAAUAUUUCUUAGCGACAGGAAUAUAAUAAAGUUUAAAAUUAUACGCAACCCUCUCAACUUUAUUCAUUUCCUUCCUGUGGUUUUUUUUCUUUGCUGCUUAGAAAUUAUUUAUUGGUUAGUAAGGAAUAUAGUUCUUCCCCCUUUGUCAUCAAAACAGACAUUCCUUCCAGAAUACUCCAGGGGGCAGUGUUUUCUUACAAUUUCACCACUGGGUGACUGAAAGAAUUUUGGAAAAAGUGACUGACUGCUGCACGAAAAAUGAGAAAGAUUUUACUCACUUCUAAACUAGAUGUGUAGCUAGCGUCUUGUUUGUCCAGAGAGCGCCCUGGGUGUCUAUGAGCUGAAUUGAGAGUUUGGGGAAAAGGUAUGGAGAACAGUGUUCUAUGCUGAUUCCCCUUCCAGUAUGAAUCAGAGACACACUGUGUUUUCCAAUAAGAAAGAAGUAUUGCUGGGUUCUUAAAUUUGGAAAGAAAAAGAGUUAAAACAACUGAUUCUUAAUUUGAUGGGCACCAGAAUGCUGCUUCUAGUAACGCCAGUGGAAGAGCAGCCCGAAGAGACAUUUCUUACUGUCCAAGUGCAUUAUUUGUGGUAGUUCUACCCAUAUAUUUUUCCUAAACCAAGUGUGCCAAUAGUCAGAUCAUCCACAAACACCUAAGUGAACAUUUUGGCCAGUUAAAUCAGUGUAUUUUUGUUGUUUUCUGAGUUUCCCUUAAAUUAAAAUGAGGUUGGGCUUCCCUCUAUGAUAAAAUUGUAUUUUCUAAUUGGUAAGUUAUUCCACAUGGAUAACUUCAAAUCAGAAUGUUCUGUGGUGAGUUCAAAGUAGACUAAUUUCUGGAGUUCCAAUGAAAGAUGGAAAGGAAGUUAAAAUAGUUCUCUUGUGUUCUGCAUUUGGUUGUUUGGGGGAAGCUGAACAGCUUACUUUCCAAUUGUUAACCUUAUUUAUUCAUUAUGAAAAUCUUGAAAUUAUUCUUGAGAUGCUUAAAAAGACCCACUCAGUUAUAACCACUUUCCCAUGAGAAUUUACUUAUGAACAGAUCCGUUUUCUGUCCUACCAAAAUCUUCUUUGGUAAUACUAAGUUGUCUUAACAACUGCCUGCUCACUUCCCAAUAAUCCAUGAUAAAUUUUACAUUUCCAGCAGCUCAGAAAUUAAUCUUAUUUCCUGCUUUGGUGUUCAGUUGAGUGAGUACCUGCAAAUUAGUAAUAUUAUCGAUUGCUGAUCAUCAGGACUAUUUCAAAGACGAAGCUUUUCUUCUAAUUCCUUCCCCUCAAAGGAGUCCUAAAUUAUUGUCAGAUAAACUUUGUAUGUUCAGGUUUAUGGCUUAUGUAUGCAUGUAUAUAUUAUAUAUAGUUGUAUAUGUAAAUAUCAUGCUCAUUGUGGAGUCUGGUACAACUCCAUUAUGUGGAUUAGAGAGUAAAAUAUUAUGGAUGAUAAAGUAUUAAAUGAAGCAUAAUAUUUAUUUAUGGAAGUGUGUACAUUGUUAAUUCACAAGUGACGAGCAGUGAGCCCUGUGCCUGAGGAGAUGGGCCUCUGACCUCCUGGAAAGUAUGCUCAGAAGUCACUAGUAGACGUUCUUUUUAUUCCCCAAACAGAACUUCUUAGAAAACAUGCUGAGAUUUUAUUUACAGGGAAUUCGUUGACACAUUUCAAUUGGUGUGUUGUCAAGGAUAGCAAGUACUUAGUAAUGACUGAAUUUCGUGUUCCUAGGGUCAUGCAUAUUCAUUAGCAGCUUUAUGUUGUUCAUCUGCUCUGGCCCUUCUUUGUUUAUAGGUGGAAAG